UGCUCUAAUAUAUUACUGCCUCCGCAUCUUAUACUCGGCGGCCCAUCUCUCGUCAGCGGUUUGGUCAGGUGCCCUCCCCGCCAGGUCUGACGUCGACCAGGACCUCGAUCAGAUCCCGCCGUUGGGUGAAUCCCGCGACUGCCUAGUAACGGCACCAGCUUGCCUCGGCAUCGACAACUCCAAGCUAUCCACGAUGUCUAUGUUUUCGAUGAUCAAGCGGGGCCGGCAGGCUGCCAAGGAACACCGCGCAGAGCAGGCUAAGAAGGAAAAAGAGGAGUCGCAAAAGCCCCCCUACAAGCACGUACCAAAACAUGCCGCCAUUGACGCUAUGUCGGGCGGGCCGGGAGGUUGGAGGGAAAAUGACAGGGCCAGGAUCGUCGAACAGAACCGGCGACGCAGCGCCAUGACGGCUAGCGGUGUGGGCAUGAGCGGCAUGGCCACGCCCAUCCAUGCGGGUAUGCCUCGAGUCCACAGCUCACUCUCGCACGUUUCAUAUCCAUCCACCUACGCGAGCCCCGUUGUCCAGCUACCGCGAGGCUACAGCUACAGCAGCAUGCCUGCGGGCUGGACCCCGCAUGGACGGGAGAUGACCUACAGCCCAAUCGACGUGGGGAGCAUUUCGCCCAAAGGGAAGGAGGUUGAGAGGAUCGUCGAUUCAUCUCGGACGAGCCGGUCAUCGAGCAAAAUGUCGGCUGGCCGAAUCCCGCUCCCGCCUGCGGGUACACUUGGGGGUAUGGAUACUGCACCGUCGCCCGUCGAGAGCUCUGGUGAUUCUACCAGUUCCCAGGAUGAUUUGGAGAUGAAGCCGGCGAGUAGACACAGCGUUCCCACCCCCCUUCCGGCCGGCGCCGCAGCGAACGUCCCCAAGCCGGGUAGGCCUACAAGCGACACCGAAUCCAUCCACAGACUGCACCCCGGCCGGUCACGCAGAAUCUCGGACUCAAAUCAGUCCGUUUCCCGAAGCCCUCCCGGACCGCGCACAAGCUCCCUCGCGCCCGGUAUCCCUCCUGUCCCAGCGCUUCCACCCAUGCAGUUUGGCACUGCCAUCACGACGCCGGAGGUGUUCUCGUCUGCUGCAUCGAGCGCCAGCUCGGUCACAAUGGUUCCUGUUGGAUCGAGUGCAUCACUCUCUACCAAGACAGCUACGGUUCCAACGGUGUUGCAGGCCGAGGGGCUGGCGGCACCCCAGCAAGCCGAGAUUGGCAGAGCGGAAUCCUCCAGCGAAGAGGAGGUCGCCAUGGUCAACGCCCCGGCGGGGAUUCCGGUCGCCCCGACCGCCGUUUCCGGUUCCCCCACGAAGAAGGGACGAAGAACGUCCAAAAUGACGAGGUUCACCGAUCUUGCACCCAUCCAAUCGAACACCACCAUUACCAUGGAGAAGGAGGAAGAGAAGGGGCGCGCGGUCGUAAACGUGGCUGCUCUCCCGACGAGCUUUGAUGAAGCCGCUUUUGCCGCACCAAAGGAGAUCGUUGUCCCCGCGGCCGCACCCCCGUCCAAGCCGGGCAAGCUCUCCAAGAGCCCGGCUCCGGCUGGGAAACUGGUGAAAAAGACCCGCUGGUCGCUACGAAGCAGCAAGAGUACCGCGGUGGCCGUAUGAAGCCUCUAGCCUUCCGUCAUUCUCUUUGGGCAUGGUGUCAAUAUUUGGAUGCAUACUUGGCUACUAUUUCAUCUCCUUUGUUUUCUAGCGACAUCAGCCAUCAUGAGCACACCCGCGCAGGGGAGCAUCUGCGCUUGUCUAUUACUGCUAUCACCGGGCGUUGGUUAUUUUUGGGUCAUAAAGCGUUUGCUGUAUUUUUGGCUUCUGAUG
Molecule: messenger RNA, 1807 nt
Organism: Chaetomium fimeti
Lineage: Eukaryota; Fungi; Ascomycota; Sordariomycetes; Sordariales; Chaetomiaceae
Exons: 1
Coding region: 194-1597 (467 amino acids)
Source: RefSeq, a predicted model, not a curated record